Messenger RNA from Scedosporium apiospermum, 792 nucleotides. RefSeq lists its product as uncharacterized. The coding region runs from base 1 to 792 and encodes 263 amino acids. Lineage: Eukaryota; Fungi; Ascomycota; Sordariomycetes; Microascales; Microascaceae. The record is from RefSeq and is a predicted model, not a curated record. The transcript is spliced from 2 exons.
AUGGAUCCUAUGCUGAUGUACCUUAUUUUCAAGUUGUUCUUUGUUUACGCCUACGCUGGCGGCGCUCCCAUGAUGUCGAACGCCACCACAACUGAUCCCACUAAUAACGACGAACCCCAGAAGGGCAGCAUGGUCCCCUUCUUUGUCGGUAUGGCACUCGGCUUCUCUUUUUGCAUGUUCUGCCUUUAUCUCGCCGGAGCAUGGUUUCUCCAAGGCAUCGGAGGUUUCAUCGGCACCCUCCUCCUCGGUAUUGUCCGUUUUCUGCCUCGAGUCAUCUUCACCGUCCCAGGUAAACUCAUCGUUGGCUUUGGCCGCCUCGUGGUUCGUGUGGGAGCCUGGGUUUACCGCCUCCCCGAUGCUGGACGAAACGUGAACAGACGCGGCCGCGGCGCUGCCUACUUGUGGCCCGGCUUCGCUCACGUGGAGACGUACAUCCCAGCCAUUUAUACCCAGUCUCUCCUACGAAAGCUCCGGAACUUGGGCGCUGUGCACACCAGAAUGGUGGUGCUCAGCGAGGGUCCCUUUGCCGCCCACUACGCUCAUGUCCGCAGCGACGAGGCCUUGUAUCGGGAAUCUCUAAAUAGCCGCCGGGAUUACGUCCUAUAUGAGCUCGGCGGCCUUCACAGGGCGUUUGUUAGCAUCGGAGAUGAGCAGAACGCCGCUCUCGUCGACCAGCUCCUCUCUGGAGUCCAGACGGCUUUUGGCCAGGCCGAGGCCGAGGCUCAUCGGGCCUUCCGCCGCCGUGGCCAUGGUGGUGCCCGUGGUGGUGCGCAUGGUGUCAACCAGGGCUGA